Molecule: messenger RNA, 1809 nt
Organism: Microtus oregoni (creeping vole)
Lineage: Eukaryota; Metazoa; Chordata; Mammalia; Rodentia; Cricetidae
Product: keratin, type II cytoskeletal 2 oral-like
Exons: 9
Coding region: 1-1809 (602 amino acids)
Biological process (GO): intermediate filament organization; keratinization
Cellular component (GO): keratin filament
Molecular function (GO): structural constituent of skin epidermis
Source: RefSeq, a predicted model, not a curated record
AUGAGCAAACAAGCCUGCAAGAAGUCCUUCGGCCAGGGCUUCUCUGGCCACUCGGCUGUGGUAUCCGGCAGCAGCAGGAGGAGCUGUGUGGCACGCACUGGGGCAGCCAGCGGAGGAGCUUGUGGGUUCCGGAGCGGAGCAGUUAGCUUUGGCAGUCAGAGCCUCUAUAACCUGGGUGGCAGCAGAAGUAUCUCUAUUAGUGUGGUGGCUGGUGGCUCCCAGACUGGUGGCCUCGGUGGAGGGCGUAGCAGCUCUGGCAGUGGCUAUGGAGGUGGCUAUGGAGGUGGCUUUGGUGGCAGUAGAGGGAUAGGAGGUGGCUUUGGAGGAGCUUCUGGAUUUGGAGGAGCUAGUGGCUUUGGUAGGCCAGGUGGCUUUGGCCCCAGUGGCUGCCCUGGAGGGAUCCAGGAAGUGACCAUCAACCAGAGCCUCCUGCAGCCCCUCAAUGUGGAGAUCGACCCCCAGAUUGGGCAAGUGAAGGCCCAGGAGCGUGAACAGAUCAAGACCCUCAACAACAAGUUUGCCUCCUUCAUUGACAAGGUGCGCUUCUUGGAGCAGCAGAACAAGAUCCUGGAAACCAAGUGGGAGCUGCUCCGGCAGCAGACCACAGGUGCCGGCUCAGGGCCCCAGAGCCUGGAACCUUUAUUUGAAUCCUACAUCAGCUGCUUGCGCAAGCAGUUGGAUUCCCUCCUCGGGGAGAAGGGAAGCCUGGACGGAGAACUGAGGAGCAUGCAAGACCUGAUGGAAGACUUCAAAAAGAGGUAUGAAGAGGAAGUCAACAGGCGCACUGCCGCCGAGAAUGAGUUUGUGGGGGUGAAGAAGGAUGUGGACGGUGCUUACUUGAGCAAGGUGGAGCUGCAGGCUAAAGUGAACAGUCUGACAGACGAAAUUGAUUUCCUGAGGACCCUCUAUGACAUGGAGCUGUCCCAGAUGCAGAGCCAUGUGAGUGACACAUCUGUGGUCCUGUCCAUGGACAACAACCGCUUCCUGGACCUGGACAGCAUCAUCUCUGAGGUCAAGGCGCAGUAUGAGGACAUUGCCCAGAGGAGUAAGGCUGAGGCUGAGGCGCUGUACCAGACCAAGCUUGGGGAACUGCAGACCACAGCCGGCAGGCACGGGGAUGACCUGAGGACCACCAAGAGCGAGAUCAUGGAUCUCAACAGGAUGAUCCAGAGACUCCAGGCGGAGAUUGAGAACGUCAAGAAGCAGAACACCAACCUGCAGACAUCCAUUGCAGAAGCUGAACAGCGCGGUGAGGUGGCCCUCAAGGAUGCUGAUGCCAAAUUCCAAGACUUGCAGGCUGCCCUGCAGAAGGCCAAGGAUGACCUGGCCCGGCUGCUGCGUGACUACCAGGAGCUCAUGAAUGUCAAGUUGGCCCUGGAUGUGGAGAUCGCCACCUACCGCAAGCUGCUGGAGGGGGAGGAGAGCAGGAUGUCUGGAGAAUGUCAGAGUGACGUGAGCAUUUCGGUGGUCAGCAAUGUUACCAGCAUGAGCAGCAGCUCUGGAGGCUUCAGAGGGGUCAGCAGCAGCAGCGGUGGCUCCAGAGGUGGCAGCAGCAGCGGUGGCUUCAGAGGGGCCAGUAGCAGCAGCUAUGGAGGAGACAGCAGUGGCAGCAGCAGCAGAGGCAGCAGGGAGAGCACUGGGAGCAGCCUUGGCAGUGAAGGCAGCAUCUCUGUAAGACAGCGAGGAAUGGGCUUUAACACUGGUGGCACCCAGGCCUCCGCUGGCGGCAGCUACAAGUCUUCCAGAGGAGGUGGCAGCAGUGUCCACUUUUCCCAGACCACCAGCUCCAGCCAGCAGCGCUCCAAGUGA